This is a messenger RNA of Zingiber officinale, 3615 nucleotides long. RefSeq lists its product as uncharacterized. Gene Ontology annotation, molecular function: TFIIIC-class transcription factor complex binding. NCBI's taxonomy places the organism in Eukaryota, Viridiplantae, Streptophyta, Magnoliopsida, Zingiberales, Zingiberaceae. Gene Ontology annotation, cellular component: transcription factor TFIIIB complex. Bases 743 to 3292 code for a protein of 849 amino acids. The transcript is spliced from 16 exons. Gene Ontology annotation, biological process: RNA polymerase III preinitiation complex assembly. The record is from RefSeq and is a predicted model, not a curated record.
UUUUUUUUUUUUUGAUAGUUUACGACAAAUAUUAUUCGCCGUGACGACCUCCUCGAUCGCAUCAUCGCCUUCCUACCCCUCCGCCCCACCGGCCGCCGCUUCCGCUCCUUCGUCUCCUCCCCGGCUUUCCUCUCUCCUCCACGCCCAGUACUGACCUUUCCGCCUCCUCCCCCACCCCCAGUUCUCCGACCGCUGCCUCUACGACUCCGUCGCCGACCAGUGGCGCUCCGUCUCCCUGCCCUCUUCCUUCGCCGUUGCCUGCUCCCCCUCCUCCCUUCUCCUCUCCUCCGCUUCCGGUCUACUCUGCUUUUCCCUUGGCCGCUCCGCUGUAUUGGAUUUUUGAGCCUAUUUAGGGUUUGGGCCAAACUCGGUCCGGCUUAUACUUUGCUGGUCUUAAAGGCUGGGCUGUUUUUGGAUAUGAGAUUAAAUUAGGGCUAGCGAGCAAUUGCACGCGUUACGACAGUUUUAACAGGUCCGUUGGACCAGCGGUUAACCCAGUGGAGCCUUCCGCCCGUGCUCGCCCGUCGUCGCCCACGUUUGCCAGUGCUCGCGAUUUCCGCCGAGAAGCAGCCCGCUUUUCUUCCUCCUCCUCUUUUUUUCGCGGGCAGAAACGCCGGCAUCUAGAGUUCCCUCGUCUCGACGCGCGCAGUGGCUCCUGGGUGACCGAGGAAGAUGGUGUUUACAUAGGGUUCUCCUAUUUUCCCCUUGAAUCGGGUGAGACGUUAAGAAGAGAUAAGUGGCCAUGUUCGAUGAUUCAGAUACCAUUGAUGAUUUUCUUUUUCCCACGGAGACUACCACAGGGCGACAGUUGGGCAAGUUUCGCCCUAAAGCUCGUGCUAAAACUGUCAAGGUUGUCUCUGCUUCUACCAAAACUUUAGAUGUUGCCCAUGGUGCAUCUGCUUCUUUGGAGCCAGUGGCUCUUGAUUCUCAUUCUGAGAUUGAGACAGAGCGACCCCAUCUCCAACCUUGCACUUCUAGUGGCUCUAUAAUGACCUGUCAGAAUGGAUCCACGACAGAAACUGUACCACAACGUAAGGUCACACAGACAGAAUCUGGAGCAUCCCAAGGUAAACAUGCGGAUAAUUUUCAGCUGAAUAAAGAAAAUUUGUGUCAGCUGAAUAAAGAAAAUUUGUGUCAGGAUGAAAAUACAAGCCUAAGUUUGAACACAUCCAAUGAUGAUCCCCUACAGCUUACAGAGGUCAUGUUCAAUGAUUUGGAUUCUGUUGAUGAUUUUCUUUGUCCAAUGGAGACUACCAAAGGACAACAAUUGGGCAAGUUUCGUCCUAAAGUUCGUGCUAAAACUGCUAAAGUUGUUUCUGCUUCUACCAAAACUUCUGAUGAUGCCCAACGUGUGGUGUCGGCUCCUUUAGAGUCUAUUGCUUAUGAUGCUCAUUCUGAGCUUCAGAUUGAUACAACCUGUUUCCAGUCUUGCAUGUCCAGUUGCUCGACAGUUUCGGGUCAGCACAGAUCCAUGCCAGAAUCAGUACAGCAACCAGAGGUCAUGCGGACAGAGCUAGUAGCACCCCAAGAUAAACAUGCAGAGAGUUGUCAGCUGAAUGAGGCAAAUUUGUACCAGGAUGAAAACACAAGCUUAACUUUGAGCGCUUCAGAUGAUGUUCCUUUAAAGACUGUAGAAGUUGGAAAAGUAAGCAAAUUCAAACCCAAAGUGACCAAGCUACCUUCGAAAAAGGCAACAGUAAAAUCUGUUUCUUUUAUCCUUCCUGAUGCUUCCUGUUCUGCUCCUGUGGAAUCAAUUUCUGCUAUGGACACUUCCUCCAUACAAGCGACAAUCCAUAGCCCUGCAGAUAACCCUUUGCACACUUCAGAUACAGCGUCAGACUGGAAUGGAGAACAUCAAGUAGAUUAUGCAAGGAUAGGAGAAGAGAAUAAUGGAGAAAAUGAGCUUCAAAGAGUUCCCGAGAGCAUUGACGUGAUGUCUGAAUUUCAAUUUAUUGAGGAACCUAACCCCCAGAACCUGAAGAGAACUACUUCAGAAAAUGACACUAAUGCCGGUGCUACGAAAUCUACUAGAAAACUGAGAAAGAGGACAGUCAAAAGCAAGGCUGGCAAACUUGAAGGAAGUAUUGAUGGUGAUUGUGGUGCUGGAGUCGAUGAAAGUCAAAGCAACGAUGGACAAGAGGAUGAGAAUAUGCCAAAGCCAAAGAGGGCUAGCAAAAAAAGGAAAGGACAGACAACUGAAGACCCAAAACCAGCAAAGAGGGGCAAGAAAGUCUCUUCAACAGCUACUUCAGAAAAUGACACUAAUGCCGGUGCUACGAAAUCUACUAGAAAACUGAGAAAGAGGACAGUCAAAAGCAAGGCUGGCAAACUUGAAGGAAGUAUUGAUGGUGAUUGUGGUGCUGGAGUCGAUGAAAGUCAAAGCAACGAUGGACAAGAGGAUGAGAAUAUGCCAAAGCCAAAGAGGGCUAGCAGAAAAAGGAAAGGACAGACAACUGAAGACCCAAAACCAGCAAAGAGGGGCAAGAAAGUCUCUUCAACAGCUGAUUCUUCUGUUGAGGAAUCAUCUAAAAAGAAGUUCCCUCAUGCUACUAGGCGAAAGAGAAGACAAGUGAACAAGAUUUUGCUUCAAACACCUGAAGAGGAGAUCGACCGAAGACAGAUUUGCAUAAAGGACCUAAUAAUGCUUGCAGAAGCUAAGGAGCGUAUAUCUACAAAGGAACCGACUGCAACCGGUAAUUUAUUCUCGAAUCAGAGUUCCUUGGAUGACAAUGGUCUUUUUGGUGACGAUGAAGAAAUGUCCCGUUGUGGUGGAGCCAAAAGUUACCCCAAUGAGCCAACUACAAAGAAAUUGAACUAUCAUUCAUAUUCAAAUCGGCUUCCAACUGUCAGAUGGUCAAAAGCAGAAACUCAGUUGCUUUAUGAGGCUAUUCGGCAAUUUGGAUCGGAUUUUGAAAUGAUACAACAGUUGUUCCCUAAUCGCACACGACAUCAAAUAAAGCUAAAAUUUAAAAUUGAAGAGAGGAAACAUCCUUUGCAAGUUCGUGAUGCUUUAUUUCAUCGUUCUGAAGAUUUUUCACAUGUUAUGCAAGUAAUUAAGAUUGUCCAAGAAAAGGCCGAGACAUCAGCAAAAGAAGAGACAAAUGAUGAUCAGGAAAAUGCAUCACCAUGUAACGUUGAUACAAAUGAGAAAGAAGCAGAAGGCAUUGUUGAUGAAGGAGAUGAUUAUGGAGGUAAAUAUGAAGAUGCUGGCUAUCCAGAUUUUGAUGAGCAUGAGUGGGAUAGCUGUACUUACCGUCGUGAGAAGGAAGAAGAUUCGAUAUGGGAUUUCUGAAUUAUUUUUCUGAACGUAGUGAUCUCUUUUCUAUCAAGUACGAUUGAAGUUAAAUCCAUCUCCUACCUUCAUCGUUUGACAAUCUCUUUCAUACAAACACUACUAACAUUUUAGCUGAUCAAUUUUUGCUUCUCAUUCACAACUGGCCUUGUGUUCCAGUUGUAGUCUUCCCCCCAUGUCUACAAUUAAAUCCAUACAAAUUGUGUGAAUUGCUCCACGGAGCAAGAAUUCAUAUGCUCUGUAGUCACGAUCUUGAAACACUUCAGAUUUCAACUUGUAUUUUGCCAUCAUAAGCAGUUUUAUUUACAUUGCUUUUUAAUGCU